Molecule: messenger RNA, 2274 nt
Organism: Durio zibethinus
Lineage: Eukaryota; Viridiplantae; Streptophyta; Magnoliopsida; Malvales; Malvaceae
Product: UDP-glycosyltransferase 87A1-like
Molecular function (GO): quercetin 7-O-glucosyltransferase activity; quercetin 3-O-glucosyltransferase activity
Source: RefSeq, a predicted model, not a curated record
UUAUCUUGCGGUGUUAAAAUUUCUGGCAUGAAUCCCAUCCACAUGAAACCUAUAACCAGCACUCAUAUAGUGGCAAUACCUUAUCCUGGUAGAGGCCAUAUCAAUCCCAUGAUGAACCUGUGUAAGUUACUAGCUUCAAGAAAGCAUGAUCUUGUGAUCACAUUCGUCGUUACCAAGGAGUGGUCAGACUUCAUUGGAUCGUGUCCUAAGCCUGAUAACAUACACUUUGCUUCGAUACCAAAUGUUAUCCCAUCUGAGCUAGUUCGAGGUGCUGAUUUUCCUGGCUUUUAUGAAGCUGUUAUGACAAAGAUGGAAGCUCCAUUUGAGGAGCUCCUUGAUUCUCUUCAGCUACCAGUGACUGCUGUCAUAGCUGAUACUGAGCUGAAAUGGGCAAUCCGCAUCGGAAAUAGAAGAAAUUUUCCUGUGGCCUCACUCUGCACAAUAUCAGCGACAGUGUUUUCCAUAUUGCAUAGCAUUGGCCUCACUGAAAACUGGCAUUCCUUAGUCGAUUUAUUAGAAAAGGGCAGUGAACUUGAGGAGCAGAAUCCUGGAAUUUCACCAUGUCAUUUGACAGACCUUCAAGAGAUUCUUGGAGGAAAUGCGCGGCGAGUUAUCCAGCUUACCUUGGAAUGUAUUUCAUGGGUGCUAAAGGCCAAAUAUCUUCUAUUCACUUCAGUCUAUGAGCUUGAAGGCCAUGUCAUUGACACACUAAAAGCAAAAUUCAGUAUUCCCAUAUACCCAAUUGGCGCUGCAAUCCCCUACUUUGAACUUCAUGAAAACUCCUCGGAGAGUACCUUUCCAAAUGUCCCCAAUUAUCUGCAAUGGCUAGAUUCCCAUCCUCCAUGCUCAGUUUUGUACGUCUCCUUAGGUAGUUUCCUCUCAGUUUUAGAAGAACAAAUGGGUGAAAUUACAGCAGGGCUGCAAGAUAGCGGUGUCCCUUACAUGUGGGUAGCUCGUGGAGAAACUUCUCGACUGAGGGACAGUUGUGGUGGUAUGGGGUUAGUAGUGCCCUGGUGUGAUCAAUUGAAGGUGCUAUGCCAUUCUUCUAUUGGAGGGUUUCUAACACACUGCGGGUGGAAUUCCACUCUUGAAGCUAUCUUUGCGGGCGUUCCAAUGCUCACCUUUCCUAUAAUCUUUGAUCAAGCUCCAAAUAGUAAGAAAAUUGUUGAGGACUGGAAGAUUGGCUGGAGGGUGAAAGAACAACAAAGAGAUGAAAGUUUGGUAACAAGAGCAAGAAUUUCAGAGCUUGUCCGAAGUUUCAUGGAUUCGGAGAACAAUGAGGUGAAAAACAUGAGAAAAUCAGUGAGAGAACUGAAAGACAGUUGCCGAAAAGCAGUUGCAAAAGAUGGAUCAUCUCAGAUAAACCUCGAUGCUUUCAUCAAAGACAUCUCACAAGACCAUGGCGCCAGGCUCAUUGAUUAGAUUGGUUGUGAUGUCAACUUGGAGCUUUGAUUUUCUAUAACCUUGAAUAACUGACUAGAAGAUUAAUAUAAACGGUACGCAUUUGUUUUACUUUAUUGAUUACCAGUUGGCAGCAACAUUUUCAUUGUAUGCUAUCUAUAUGGUUCAGGUUUUAAUUUCUACAUGAACAUGUAUGAACCAUAACAAAAUAAAUGGCAAAAGCUCAAUGAACUAAUUGAGUUAUAAUUGCAUCUGUAAGUCUAGAACCCAAACAACAAAAAGAUUAAAAUUUCAAUCUCAAAAUCCACCAGCCCCCUCAAUUUUCCUGAGAAAACAUAGCAAAUGCCAUAUCAGCUAUUGAAAGGGUUUCAUCUACUAUUCUGAGGUCCUGACGUGGUCCAGUUGCAUAGGCACAUCAAAAUGCCUAAAAUUUGCGUACAUUUCGGUUCUAUCAGUAAAAUAUUGAUCCCUAGUCAAAAGCAAAAGACAAAUUCAAUACGAACAAGCCCUUUUCAUUUGGUAGCAGACAACAGAUAGAUUAUUGCCGAGUGUUCUUAAUCAAACGAAUUAAAUAAUUUUCUGAUUAGUAAUAUUGAGUCAUCCCUUACCUCAUCUAUCAGAAUUUUGUUUGCUUUAUUUAAAUACCUUAGCAUGUGAUUUUAUCAAAUAAGGGUCAGAAUAAAAAAAUCCCUUUGAAAAGAAACGUACGCUCCAAGGCAGGGCGGGUUGCUAGUUGCUGUCAGUUAUGACUGAUCAGAACAAAACUUGUUUGAAAAUUCCUACUUGGCCUUUGGUUUUUCCUAAAGUCCAACAAAAAUACGUUACGUUCCACACCAGUUGUUGAUUCUUUAUGGUUUCAAUUACUUCACAUGU